AUGGUGCUUUCUCGAUCUCUGGUUCUUGCUUUGAUCGGUUGCGUUACGUUCAUCUGCCUUGAUGCACAAAAAACUACGAGUAUAAAUUGUGACACAACACCUAAGCCAGUCACGCUGUCAGGCUUUUUGGAUAAUUAUACAGGUGAUAUAGAAUGGAUUACAGAUAUCCCACCUGACGUAUAUUUGGAGUUAAGAGAGUAUUUGUUCCCCGAACACUUAGAAUAUGUGGAGCUGGUAUAUACUGAUGGAUCUAAUAAUGCAACAGUGAGGACCCUUAAGCCACUGGAUGUUGAUUCUAUUGAGAGUUACGAUAUCUUCUAUGCUGUUGUUUGCCGAAGGAUUGGAACAACUGACGAGAUAGAGAAUGCCCGGGACAUAGUCUUAGAAGACAUAAAUGACAAUUCUCCAAAAUUUCUACAGACUCAUUAUAAUGCUUCAGUAUCAGAGGUAUCUGCAAUAAAUUCCAUUGUUAUAAAAGUGGAAGCUGAGGAUAAAGAUUUGUCACCUAUGUGGAGCCUUAUUACUUACAGUCUUUGGGGUCCAAACUCUGAUUACUUUUAUAUAAGGGAAGGAGAUGGAAACAUCAUGGUGAAUAAAACAUUGGAUUAUAACAAGAUCAACCUUUUCAAUUUAACAGUCCAAGCAAAGGAAAGGAUGGGAGAGAACCAUGAUACUGCAUCAUUAAUAAUUACCAUAGAAGAUUACGAUACAUUGAACCCCUAUUUCAGUCAGUCAGUGUACAAUGGAAAAAUCAGUGAAAACCAGACGGGUCAUCUGGCUAUUCUCCCAGAGGACAUAUUGGCCAAAGAUGGAGACGCAGGUAUAAAUGAAAAAGUAAACUACAGCAUCAAACUAGUGAAACCCCCAGCCUAUAGCAAUGCCUUUUCAAUCGAUGCAGACACUGGAGUGUUGGAAGUAAAGACUGCAGUUGACAGAGAAGAGUGUCCCUCUCUUGUUGUGGGCAUUCAGGCAACUCAGCAGGACAAUAUUUUCAAAAUGGCUGAUGCGGUAGUUCUGGUUACUAUUGAAGAUGUGAAUGACAACUAUCCAGUGUUGUCACAAUCAAGUUACAAUGUCUCAAUUCUAGAAAAUUCCCCAAAUGGGAUGCAAGUUCUUCAAGUAACAGCUACUGACAAAGAUGAGGGAGGCUUCCAAGGAACGUUUGUUCUCGCUCCAGCUGACGGUCCCUUCCAGCUAAGCCAAGCUGGGAUGCUAACUGUGAGGAACUCCACGCUGUUGGACAGGGAGAGAAUACCAUCUGUUCACCUUGAGGUCACUGCUAGAGAUCAUUUGGCACCUUACUAUGAAGCACGCUCUGCAAUCAACGUAUUGUUGCUAGACGAAAAUGACAACAGCCCAACCUUUAGAGGCACGCCAUAUAAACGCGAUAUUUUCAUCAACAUGACUGCAGGAAUGUCCAUUCUUCAGGUUGCUGCCGAUGAUCCAGAUGACGGUAUAAAUGGAGAGAUAAGCUUUAUCUUAGCUGGUGGCAAUGAAGAUGGAUACUUUGAAUUGGAUACGUUCACAGGACAAAUCAGUUUAAAAAAAGUAAUCCCAUUAGGUGUCAACCAGCUUAAGAGCUUUGUCUUGUGGGUAACGGCUAUUGAUGGCGGGACGAUUCCAAGAAGUUCAUCGGUGCCGGUACAAAUCUUUGCAGCUGGAGAUUCCAGACCACAGUUUCUUCGGAAAACAUAUAACGUGUCUGUGGAAGAAGAGCUAGUAGAAUAUGAGGCUUUAAAUCCCCACAUACCAGUUACGUUUCAAGUACUGACAGAAUCUGAGACGUUUGACAUCGAUGUCAAUGGAACCAUCCUGACAAAAACCAAACUGGACUAUGAAUCCCGGAAUAAUUACAUCCUAAAUAUUUCCUUGUCGGAUGGGAACAGUACUGACUAUGCGACCAUGUUUAUCAGAGUUACAGAUGUCAAUGAUAACAGGCCUGUGUUUGGUACAGUCAGUGCUACCGUUACUAUCCCAGAGAACAUGUUAGUUGGAGCUAAUAUUACCAGGGUGUCAGCUACGGAUGUGGACGAGGGCUUUAACGGAUUAGUGGUUUAUACUCUGAAAGGUGGAGAAGGAAAAAUGGAUAUUAACACUGCAGGAACAAUUUUGCUGGAAAAGGAACUGGACAGAGAAAAACAAGGCUUCUAUAAUUUAACAGUGAUCGCCAGUGACCAAGGGCAACCCGCACUGUCUGCAGCUCUCCAUUUGACAGUCAUCGUUGAGGACGUGAACGACAACUCUCCGGUCUUCUCAUCAAGUAGGUACGAAGUGAGUGUCUCUGAAAACGAAGAGCUUGGAAGGGCAUUGCUGACAGUAUCUGCUACCGAUGUGGAUGCUGGGGCCAAUGCCCUCGUGCAGUACAGAAUCGUUAGCCAGCAACCUCCGACCCCCUCGCCGGUGUUUCUUGUCGAUUCGACCACGGGCCAGCUCAGCCUGAGCCAGCAGCUGGAUUAUGAAACCAUCACACGUUUUGAAGUAGAAGUGGAGGCAUCAGAUGGAGGGCAACCAAGUCUCAGCACUGAAACACGUGUUGUUGUGCAUGUACAAGAUGUUAACGACAACCCACCAGAAUUUAAUCAGGCGAUCUAUGAUAUAUUUGUGUUUGAAAACCUACAGAUGGGUAGUCCUAUCUACACUUUCAAUGUUACUGACAAGGACGAGGCUGGCUUUUCUCAGGGACACUUUGUUCAUAACAGUAAUUUAUUUACUGUGGAUAUCCCUGGAAUACUUUCAUUAAGGAAUGACACAGAACUGGACAGGGAGACUACAUCCGAAUUCACCUUUCAAGUAUGGGCAGUUGAUGCUGAAACAAAUGGGCUUAAUUCAAGUGCCUUGUUCCACAUCACUGUUCUGGAUGUCAAUGAUAAUAACCCUGAGUUUCAGAGGCAAUCAUACCGUUUUGCAAUUUGGGAAGGAGAUUACAUGUCAAGUGCUCAAUUUGCACGCGUGACUGCUACUGAUUUGGAUGAGGGAGAGAAUGCACAGAUCAGUUAUUACUUAUCAGCUUACGAUGGGGAUAAUCCAUACAGCAUCCAACAGGAUGGAACCGUUUGGGUUAAUGGCUCUGUGGAUCGAGAAACUAAAGACAAGUAUGAGCUGCUGCUGGUGGCAUCUGAUAACGGAGUACCUCGAAGGCAGAAUUUCACACGUGUCAGCAUUCAUGUGUUCGAUGUGAAUGAUAACCCUCCUCAGUUUACGAAAGCAAAAUACUCGGCCACUGUACGUGUAGCAACAGCAGCAGAAGGAGUGUCUGUACUAUCUGUGUCUGCCACCGACCUUGACGUUGGGAGCAAUGCUGUCAUUUCAUACAGCCUCAAGAACCAUUCUGAUGUUUUCCGUAUAAAUGACAGCACCGGAGAAAUCACCCUCAGCAGUAACUUGAACCACAUCACAGCUGACACAGUUGUUACGCUGAUAGUUACUGCUACUGAUCAUGGAGAUCCUCAGCUUACAUCAGAUGCCUCUGUUACCCUUUACUUGCUGGUAAAUGACACUAGCUUCAGCCUGAUUUUCACUAGCUCCAGCUAUGAGUUCAGCAUUCUAGAAGAGAGCUCGCCGGGGACUGCUGUUGGCUCUGUGAAGGCUCUGACAGGCAGCGUGGCUGCGCAAGUCACGUACUCGCUGAAAUCUCAUAGGGACAAGUUCUCAGCCAACGACCAAGGAGACAUUGUGACUCUCACCAGCCUAGAUCGAGAGGACCGCGACCUGUACAGCAUCGUUGUAGAAGCUGUUGAUUCUGUGGUGCCAGCCAAUACAGCUAUUGCUUUGAUAACUGUGAGCGUUGAUGAUAUCAACGACAAUCCUCCAGUUUUUCCAACAUGGAUCCAAACUAAAUUAUCAGCUCCUGAGAAUGCAGCUGGUUUAGACUUGGGUGUAUUUUCUGCUACUGACCUGGAUGCAGGAGUUAAUGCACUUAUAAGCUACUCUCUGCAAGAUGAUUUUGCUGGCAUUUUCCAUAUUAACAGUUCUACGGGCAAGCUGAUGACAACAAAAUCCUUAGACAGAGAGAUGAUGGACAGUUACGAAUUGAAAAUAAUAGCCACAGAUUCUGGCAAACCCUCUCUAUCUGCAAGCUUAGUUCUAAGCAUCACUGUGGAGGAUGCGAAUGACAACCCACCAGUGUUCCCCCAGCAAUCGUACUCCGUGAUCGUGAAAGAGAACGAGCCUCCACACGUGAUUCUGAGUGCGGCAGCCACAGACAAAGAUAUAGGGUACAAUGCCAUUAUCCAUUACACCAUAACUGGAGACAAUUCUUCAUUUCAUGUUGGAGAAAUUUCUGGAAAUAUUACAACACUUCAACCUCUGGACUAUGAAAGUCAAUCCCAGUACACAUUUAUUCUGAAAGCUUUCAAUCCUGGAGAGCCACGUCUUGAGGACACUGCAAACAUUACAGUUACUGUGGAGGAUGUUAAUGAAGAAGCACCCAUAUUUGACAAACCCUCAUAUUACCAGAUCCUUCCAGACAACUCCACAGCUGGCACACUGGUACUAGAUAUCAAUGCAAAAGAUGAAGGCAAGGAUUAUGAUGAAGGCAUUUUCUACAAUAUUACAGGUGGAAACUCAGAAGGUCUCUUUAGUGUCUCCAAAACCACAGGAAUACUCACAAUAACAAGAGACUUAUCCAAACAGACUGCUCCCCUCUAUUACCCCUUGGUGGUCACUGCAACGGAUUCAGGUCUGCCGCCUCUUUCAACUUCUGCAAAGGUCUCAGUAACAAUAGCUCCCGUCAACUUUUCCCUCCCGGUGUUCUCAGUAUCAGGCUACCAGCCUGCCCCUCUGAGUGAGAAAGCGCUGCCGGAUACGUUUGUGGUACAGAUCAGCGUGUUGUACAAGGCCCCUGUGAUCUACGAGAUCGUAUCUGGAAAUGAAAAGGAGUAUUUCUUUAUCAAUUCAUCCACUGGUAUUGUAAGAACAAAAAAGAAUUUGACAGUGGAAGAUUUUCCAAUCAUUUUCAAUGUGCGAGCAACAGAUUCAUCUCAUGCUGGCAUAUUUAAUGAAGUUUCUGUGAAAGUAGAAGUUAUUGAUGAAAAUGAUUUCCCUCCAGUUUUCCCAUCCUCUCUAGUAGAAGCAACAUUGAAGGAGAAUUUAUCCGCUACUCCGAUUGUCCAGCUGAAAGCUCAGGAUAACGAUACAGGUAGCAAUGGCUUGCUAACCUAUGGCAUUCUUAAUGGAGGUGGACUAAAAUUCAGGAUAGAUGAAGCAACUGGAACUCUUUAUUCCACUGCCCCCUUUGAUUAUGAAGAGGAACCUACAGAGUAUCAGGUGGUGGUAUAUGCUGAAGAUCAUGGAAUCCCUGAGAAGAAAAGAGGUUACUGCACAGUUGUGAUAAAGAUCAUUGAUGUUAAUGACUGUAAACCUGUCUUUGAUCCAGUGGCUGAAUUCAGUGUAAAUGAAAAUGCACCUGUGGGAUUCAUAGUUGGAAAAAUCACAGCAAAAGACAAUGACACGGGAGACCAUGCCUUUGUUCUGUAUAGCCUUACAGUGACUGAGCGCUCUGACUCGUGCUUCCUGUCCCAUUUAACUGGGGUAGCUCAUGGCAUUGCUGUUGAGAAGAGCACUCCUGUUGCCUCGGCCCCUAAAUCUGCCAGAGAUGGAGAUUUAGACCCCUCUGGACCACAUCCUGCAGGAGCUAAAAUGGCUGGUGGUGGAGGAAAUAUAUUUGAAAUAGAUGAAAUAGAUGGCAACAUUAAGAUAAAGAACUCUCCAGACUAUGAAAGCAUGAAUAAAUUCAACCUUACAGUGAAUGCAGUCAACAGUAAAUCUGCCCCUUUCUUUCAGGAAACUACUUAUGUCACUGUUCUAGUGAUUGAUGUGAAUGAUAAUGCUCCAGUGUUUGCUCAGAAUUCCUAUUCCGCUUCUAUAAACAUGAUUAAUCCUGUAGGUGCUCAUGUCAUAACGGUGACCGCUACCGACAAAGAUCAGGGGCAAAAUGGCCUUAUUGAGUACUACAUCCUCCCAGAUCAAAACUCCAGCCAGUUCUUCCUGAUAGAAGAUAUGAAUGAGGGGAAAAUAAUUACUACUGGAAAUCUGUCUAGAUCUGGAGAGAUCCGCCUAACAGUGAUGGCUAGGGACAGAGGCUCUCCAUCUUUAAAUGACACUGCUACAAUUACUCUCAACGUGUCCGAAAACCGUCCAUUCGUUCCUCGGUUUAAUGAGAGCGAAAUCAGUGUAUCUGUUUUGGAAAACACAGGAGUGGAUCACUUAAUUUAUGUUUUUGCUGUGGUUGAAACUUUGGGAACAGCGAUUGAUUACAGAGUUGUAUCUGGCAAUGAACAAGGCCAUUUUAGAUUGGAUCCAGAAAGUGGUCAGCUGAGAACAGCAAUUAAUUUGAACUAUGAGGAAGUUUCUCAGUAUGUGGUUUUAAUUGAAGCAAAUGAUAACCUCUCAUCUGCCGCAGAAGUCCAGCUUUCAGGACUGUUUGCUCAAAACGUGGCAAUGCUGACAAUCUCAGUGCAGGACGUAAAUGAAGAGCCGGUGUUUUUGAAUAAUGCCUACUCCGCUCGGAUACCGAGCUCUGUGCCGUACAAGUACCCGGUUAUUACAGUUCAGGUGGAGUAUAUCUCUGUGCUCUUUGUGAGGGUAGAAAUCUUUGGAAAGGCCACAGAUCCAGAUUCAGGAGACAAUGGACUUCUGCUGUACAGCUUAGUGAAUAAUCAAAGGAGUGAAUUUGACAUUGAUGAAAAUACAGGGCAGAUUUUUACAGUCUCUGUAGCAGGAAAGACUGGAACAUUUUAUCUGGAAGUCGAAGCUGCAGACCAAGGCACAAGAAGACUCACAGCCCGGACAACAGUCAACGUAACCAUUGAUUCCAGUUCCAGUAACAACAUUGUGGUGAUGGUACUUAAUCAGAAGAUCAACGUUGUUGAAAGAAACAGCGCUGAAGUAAAAAGGGUCCUGGAAGAUAAACUUACGUGGAACGUAUACAUCAUUGACGUCGACUCCAAUGAGUCUGAAAGAAAAGCAAGAAGCACCACUGAUGUAACCUAUGUAAAAAUUAUUGCUUUUGAUGAUGCAAACCAGGAGGUACCUGCAGAAGAUGUAAAAAGAAAACUUAGGGAGCAGAAGAGUAAAAUUGAGACGGAACUGGAGGCGGUAUUUUCAGCAUCAGUUAUUGCUGAAAUAGAAGAGACUCCUGCAGACUCAGCAACUCCUGAACUCAUUGCAACAAUCGUGCUUGGGGUUCUGCUAGCCUGCACUCUCACGGCCUUCCUGGUAUACGUAGUUAUUACCAAAAAGAAAAAAAGAAAGUAUUAUCAACAACAUUUGGUUAAGCAGCAGGCUGAAAUUACCGGGGGAAUUGAUAAUCUGUAUGCAGCUGACCAAAAUGGAAGUCGGACAAGCGUAGGGGAACUAGAGCACACGAAUAAUGUAGAAACUGAAGCAAUAGUGUUCAGCAACAACAGAUUCAUGACAGGAGGUGAUACUGGCAAAGAUGUACUUCGGGAUGAUGAAGAACAGAGUUACCUUGAGACAUAUUACAAAGGUGAACAUAAAGAAAAUGUAGCAUCUGAAAAAUCCGCUGAACCUAGAACUGUAAAUGCCCAGCCUGCUGCAGAAUUCACGACAAAACAGGACUCCUUUCUCACAGGCGGAAAUCAAGGCUCAGCUUUUUCCAUAACCCCUGAUCUCAGAGCGCACACCUCUGAUAAAGAACUGAGAGGAGUGAAGUUUUCAGAAGUGGCAAUUAUUUUGGACGCAGAGCCUCAAGCUGAUGAUUCUGAUGAUGACGAUCCUCGUGAUAAUUAG
Messenger RNA from Apaloderma vittatum (bar-tailed trogon), 7749 nucleotides. Its product is annotated as protocadherin Fat 4-like. Gene Ontology annotation, molecular function: calcium ion binding. Gene Ontology annotation, biological process: homophilic cell-cell adhesion. Gene Ontology annotation, cellular component: plasma membrane. The record is from RefSeq and is a predicted model, not a curated record. Bases 1 to 7749 code for a protein of 2582 amino acids. The transcript is spliced from 45 exons. Lineage: Eukaryota; Metazoa; Chordata; Aves; Trogoniformes; Trogonidae.